AUGUACGGUAGAUUAGUGUCCUCAUCGGUAAAAUCAAGAUUGGUCUCCUCAUCGCUGCUCAAUUGCACCGUAAGAACCGGACCACGCCUAUUGAGGGUACCCCUUACAAGAACCAGCACUCAAUUAUGGUACUCCACUUCAAAACCUGCUCAGGAGGAACCUCCCACGUACCAAGAACCUCCAGUGUUCCAAACGAGGGAUAAGAUCAUUAGUUUUGCGUUGACUGCUGUCGCCACUUUGACUGCUAUAUAUUUGGUUAAAUCCCCCUCUAAGAAGAAGAAAAUUAAGGAAGUCAAACAAGUGGAAGGUACAAUGGAGGCUAAGGAUGCUUCUGUUGAAGAAAGAGAACAAGAUAUGGUUACCGAUACUACAGCUGAAUUGGAACCGGAACAGGAAGCUGAAGGGGAACAAUCUUCUGAAACUUUGGAAGAGGGAGAACAUGUAGGCAAGGCUGUUGAUGUUGAUGCUGUCGAUAAGGAUAUGGCUGAAAAGGAAGAGGAAGUUCAGAAGGAAGGUGCUUAUAAUCCGGAAACUGGUGAAAUCAACUGGGAUUGCCCCUGUCUUGGUGGAAUGGCCGAUGGACCUUGUGGUGAAGAAUUUAAAGAAGCCUUCUCUUGUUUUGUUUAUUCCAAUGCUGAACCAAAGGGUAUUGAUUGUGUUGAAAAGUUUCAAGGAAUGCAAGAUUGUUUCAGAAAGUAUCCUGAACAUUACGCCGAACAAUUAAAGGAUGAAGAAGAAGCAGAUGCAUUGGCGCAAAAAGAUGGUGAAGCACAAGAAGCCGUUGAAACUGAGAAAGAAGUUGCGUCUUUGGCUCCACCAGUCACAGAAGAAGCCCAUCCUGUUGAAUCAGAAAGUUUCGAAAACAUAGAAGAGAGUUUGAUGCAAGAGGCAGCGGAAGAUGCAUCUCAACCUUCCGAUGACUGA
This is a messenger RNA of Naumovozyma castellii, 924 nucleotides long. RefSeq names its product coiled-coil-helix-coiled-coil-helix domain-containing protein. NCBI's taxonomy places the organism in Eukaryota, Fungi, Ascomycota, Saccharomycetes, Saccharomycetales, Saccharomycetaceae. The transcript has a single exon. The record is from RefSeq and is a predicted model, not a curated record. Bases 1 to 924 code for a protein of 307 amino acids.